ACUGGUGUAUUUUAUGUUGUUUUCGUUUAGACAAUGUUUAGUUUGGCUCUUUGGAACAUGUCGCUCUCUUCUGUUUUGUCGAAAACGAAAAUUUAUACUGUUGGCUUUUCUAGGAAUAUGUUUUGUCGUACUUUCUUUUACUGGAUCAAAAACAUUCAGAGAUGACAGCCUUUCCAAAAUACGUAAAAGAUCCGCAAAACCGUAUCAUGGAAAGCGUGUGCAUAUAUCCGCGCAAGAAGUACUCAAUUUUCCUGGUGACUACCAUGCCAAGGGAGUGUUGUCGUUACCUUAUGGAAAUAUAGUUGAACCGUUCGAAGCAUGGUAUUCAGCGAAACACAAAAUGAGCAGGAUCGAUUAUUAUGGGGGCAUGGACCAAACAUAUCAAAAAGAAUUACUCGGUAAACAUGGUUUUGCAUGUAAAGUUGUACCUGAAUAUUCCGAGCGAACCCAAAAGACAUAUCGUGGUUGUUUACAUCGACGAGGAACAAAAAGAUUUCCAGUCAAAGCACAAAGUAUUCUGCCAACAUCUCACUAUUUUAAGUACGUUGGGGACAUGGCGCUGCGUGGUCACAAUGCAGCCAAAUGGCAGCAUAAAUUCAAAGUCUACAGCAAGGUGAAUACUUACAUCCUCUACACAACAAAAACGAAGCCUGUGAAACCUUUGAGAUACGAAAUGAUGGGAUAUGAUACAUUGCUAUCUUCGUACUAUGAUCAUUAUGUCCUAGACUACGAAAUGAUUGAACCUUGGGAUUUUAACUACACGACGUUGCAGAUUCCUACAGAUUUGGAUUGCUUCGAUUUUUCUUCAAAGAGGUUUUCAAACACCGUGGGUGAGCUCAAUCCCAUGGUGGAGUACAUGCCACACACGGGUAAUGGAGCGCCCUUCACCCUCUCGCACAGCACCAACGAUGAUGAUAGCUCAUCUCAAGACGAAAUAUUAUGGAAUCAUGAUGAACAAGAAAGUUAUUAUCCAUAUUUCAACAGAGAUGGAACGGGUCGUAUUUCAAAUGAAAAUGUUGCUGGAUUGAAUAACAUCUUUGCCUAUUCACCUCCCCUAUAUUCUUCCCAAGACAAAAGAACCCAAGAGAGUGAUAGACGUUUUUCAACAAACUACGUUAAUUCAGGCAAACGAGCGCCUUUACCAAGAGAUAAAGCCUUUCCAAUGCAAGAGAACUUAGAAGAAUAUGAAGAUAUAAACAGUCGAAGAGUUACUCAGCAAGAACUACCUUAUGUCACCGGCACAAAAUACGAUCUUGGUAGAGCAGCUACUUCAAGAAAAUCAGUGCAUAAACUUUUUCAAACCCACAAGAAACGCAAAGAAGUCCCCAGAUUUCCUGCGAAGGAAAAUUUUAACAAAAAUCUUGUAAAGCAUUUUUAUAAGUCAAGAAAAGAGAGCAAGCAUACAGAAAUAGCAUACAUAAAUACCGACAGAAAACAUUCCCGGAUUCAAAGGAUAUUUAAUUUCAAAAACGUACGAAGGAAAGUUGGAAGGCAAAAGAAGAAACAAAAACUGCACAAUAGGAAUAAGAUUGGUUGGAAAAAGACAUUUGUUAGCCGGGCAUUACGUCGAAAUUACGAGGAAAUCGUGAAUUUAUUAUUUGAUGCUUUCAAGCUGAUGCAUAAGAAAGAUUAUUCAUCUCAUCACGAACAUGAAACAAGGAAGGAUAUCUACAGACAUAAUUUGAGAUUUAUUAAUUCCCGAAAUCGUAUGCACCUGGGUUACAAACUAAGCUCAAACCAUCUCAUGGAUAUGACUGACGAAGAACUGCACAAACAGAAAGGCUUAUUGCAGGACGAGGGGGAAAAUAUCUCUAAUGGUGGCGUUCCAUUUGAACCGUUGUCAAAUUACUUUCCUCCGUCAGUGGACUGGAGGAAACAGGGCGCUGUGAACUCCGUGAAAAGCCAGGGUAUUUGUGGUUCCUGUUAUGCUUAUGCAGUCACAGGAGCAUUGGAAGGUGCAUUCUUUUUAAAGAAUGGAUAUCUGCCAGAUUUCUCUGAGCAGGAAAUCAUUGAUUGUUCUUGGGGAUUCGGAAAUCGGGGUUGUAAGGGAGGCUAUCCUCACAGAGCUAUGCAAUGGAUUUUAAAACAUGGUGGUUUGGCAAUAGAAGACAAUUAUGGUAAAUACUUAGCACAGGAAGGUUAUUGCCACUUUAGAAACGUCAGCAUUGGUGUUCGUAUAGACUCGUAUAUGAACAUUACGAGAGGAAACGUGACCGAAUUGAAGCAAGCUAUAUCCCAAUAUGGACCCGUGAGCGUGCUAAUUAAUACCCAACCGAAAUCAUUCAAGUUCUACAGCUCUGGGAUUUAUUACGACCCAGAAUGCUCCGGAAACAACCUUGAUCAUGCUGCACUGUUAGUUGGCUACGGUGAAGAAAGAGGUAUUCCCUAUUGGCUCAUAAAGAACUCGUGGUCAAAAGCAUGGGGUGAAUCAGGAUAUAUCAAGAUCGCUCAACGAAAUAAUAAUUGUGGAGUGACAUCUAAAGCUGUUGUUGUUAGGAUUAGAUGACAAUUAAGUCAGUUUUAUGUAUAUAUCACUAUAGAAAAGCAGCACGUUCCAAAUAUAUAUAUAUAAACAAGAUUACA
This is a messenger RNA of Dendronephthya gigantea, 2583 nucleotides long. RefSeq lists its product as uncharacterized. NCBI's taxonomy places the organism in Eukaryota, Metazoa, Cnidaria, Anthozoa, Malacalcyonacea, Nephtheidae. The transcript has 9 exons. Bases 14 to 2506 code for a protein of 830 amino acids. Gene Ontology annotation, molecular function: cysteine-type endopeptidase activity. Gene Ontology annotation, cellular component: lysosome. The record is from RefSeq and is a predicted model, not a curated record. Gene Ontology annotation, biological process: immune response.